AUGGCUCUCGUUUCGAUCAACGCCCCAGGCCUUAGCAGUGGCCUCCUUUAUAAUAAUGGCGACAACAAUGCGCGGGUCUGCAUUACCUCGGAGACGGACGAAUUCGACAUGGAAACGAUCAAAGAUUGGCAGGAUGAAGGCUUCGACGUGGUGUACCUUCCAUUCAACGGCGGUGGAAAGGACUAUGCGAAUCGGCUGAUGGGCGUCAAAGAGGGAUGUGGAGUCGGAGAAAACUACGCGGUAAUUGCAUACGGCGAGGCCGCAAAUUUCUGCUUGGACUUCUACAUGAACCCUAUGAAAUCGAGUCGCCUUUGCGCCCUUAUCGCAUACUAUCCGAGCGUUAUCCCCGAUACUCGACAGCGUUUCCCCCAUUCCCUGAAAGUGUUGGUACAUCUGGCUGGCACGUCCGUGGAUGUCACCACUCGGCCCCAGGUCGCUGGGCUGCAGGGAAAGAAACGUCGCAAUACCAAGCCCAUCAACCCUGGUAUUGGGACCGGCGAGCGCAUGGACUGGGCAUAUUCGACGUUUACGUACGAGUAUGCGCAACCUGGGUUCGCAGAGCACGACAUGGAAGAGUACGAUCACCUUGCAGCAGAUAUCGCUUGGACUCGGACUGUUCAAACUUUGCGCAAGGGAUUCUGUCGGGAGGUUGACUUGGAGCGUCGCUGGGAGGAUCACCAAGAAGGCAAAUAUUUCGGUACGAACCUCUCCAAAACCAUGGAAGGAUAUACCAAGGAGAGGACACCAAGCGUCACAUACGGCCCGACACUUAGCGGAGCCAUCGGUGCGCCAGCCCUUCGCCGCUUCUACGAGCACUACUUCUUAGGCCGCCUGCCACCCUCGAUGCGCAUCCGUCUCCUUUCACGAACAGCCGGACCGGAUCGUGUUGUCGACGAAUUGUAUAUUUCAUUCGAACACAGCCAGGAAAUCCCAUGGAUGCUCCCCGGCAUCCCACCAACGAACAAACGCGUCGAGAUCAUACUAGUCAGUAUCGUGAGCAUGCGCGGUGGCCGCCUCUACUCCGAGCACACAUACUGGGACCAAGCGAGUGUUCUCGUCCAAAUUGGUCUUCUCGAUCCAAAGCUCAUCCCUGGCUCAGUCCAGGGCGUCGACAAGCUCCCCGUGGUCGGCCGCGAAGCUGCACGACGAAUCCUGCAUGAAGACCCCGAGGUCGAGCAGGAAGACUAUCACAAUCGACUUAUUCGCCGUGCGAAUGCUCGGGCGCGUAAGAGCAAGAGCUCGGCUGUUUCCCAGGCGGAUGAGUCUGCGGCUGAGAACACUUUACCUGGGAACAAGGAUACAAAUGGGAAAACUGUUUUGGAAAAUCGCCCGGCGCCGAAUCAGACUGCGACGGAGAAGUCAGAGGCAAAUGCCGAGGACGAAGCUAAGACUGAAUCGACCAAGCCGAAGGCGGAGAAUGGGGUUCGAGCCGCGACUGUCGAGGAUGGGGACGAGGAAAAUGAGUAG
Penicillium maclennaniae is the source of this 1467-nucleotide messenger RNA. Its product is annotated as dienelactone hydrolase. Gene Ontology annotation, biological process: polyketide metabolic process. The transcript has 3 exons. NCBI's taxonomy places the organism in Eukaryota, Fungi, Ascomycota, Eurotiomycetes, Eurotiales, Aspergillaceae. The coding region runs from base 1 to 1467 and encodes 488 amino acids. The record is from RefSeq and is a predicted model, not a curated record.